UAACAAACCACCCACUUAUUUUGAAGCCUGCCGUUUAGGAGUCACGAGAAGUUUAACGGUUAGAGAAGCUCAAGGAAAAUGACACAAAUGAACCGGAUGAAAACGGCUUCACUGGAGUGGUUCUGACAAGCAGACGACGCCCGCUUGUAUCACAGGUGCCGUCCCGUACUUUGUUAGCCCACCUGCACUCGGGGCGGCUCGAGGAACCGCUGUGGUUGCUAGCGAAGCUCGUUAGCCGCUAACCACCGAAGCUAGCGAGCUAACUAGACGAAUCGCCCGACCAAGUGGCGGGCGUGAAGCUAACCACGUCAAGGCUGGUUUUGGAGGGCUGGUUGGCUGAAUUUAUUCCGUUGAGGAGUUUAUUUCCGCCCUUCUUCUACAGUGCUGCUCUUCUUCCCCGUUUCAUUGUGUCGGAGCGUCCUGACUGCAUGCACGCAUGCUAGCAACUGCCACAACUGGCUAGCGUAAGCUAAAGUGGCAGUUUUUGUUUUUGUUUUUGACGCUGUCGCCGGUACGAGAUUUCGGAACGCGGUUGUGUCACCAUGACGCGUGGUUAUUAAGUGGACUUUUUAAAUGUCGUGCAGCCCCUCUAGGAGAACCAGACGCGGAGCAUGCAGGAGAAGAAGAGAGUCCAGAUAAGUAGAUAGGGGACGCGACCGAGUUAAACUGGACUGCGGAGUCGAUUCGCCUCUGAUUAGGGAUUGCAUUUUGGUUGGCCCUGACAGAGAAAGGAAAGGAUGAAGAAGUUUUCGAGAAUGCCAAAGUCUGAGAGCGGUGGGCUCGGAGGGGCAUCCGGGUCCAGCUCCAGCUCCGGAGUCAGCAGCUACUUCGGGAAAGUGUUUUCAGUCGGCCGGUACCAAGUCACCGUGGAGGAGCUUGUUGCAGAGGGAGGCUUCUCUGUGGUGUUUCUGGCUCGUACGCACAGCGGUGUACGCUGUGCUCUCAAAAGGAUGUACGUCAACAAUGUCCCGGACCUGAAUGUCUACAAGAGAGAGAUCACUAUCAUGAAAGAGCUGUCGGGCCAUAAGAACAUCGUUGGUUACCUGGACUCUACGAUCAGUCCUGCGUCAGACAGCGUGUGGGAGGUCCUGAUCCUUAUGGAGUACUGUAAAGCGGGGCAGGUAGUGAAGCAAAUGAACCAGCGGUUAAACGUGGGCUUCAGCGAGGCUGAGGUCCUCCACAUCUUCUGUGACACGUGUGAGGCCGUGGCCCGCUUGCACCAAUGCAAAACGCCCAUCAUCCACAGAGACCUUAAGGUUGAGAAUAUCCUGCUGAAUGACCAAGGAAAUUAUGUGCUGUGCGACUUUGGCAGCGCCACUCACAGAGUUUUACUGCCACAGAAGGACGGCGUGGCUUCUGUGGAGGACGAGAUUAAGAAGUACACAACCCUUUCUUACCGCGCGCCGGAGAUGAUUAACUUGUAUGCAGGAAAAGCCAUCACCACUAAGGCUGAUAUAUGGGCACUUGGAUGCUUGUUGUACAAGCUGUGUUUCUUCGCACUUCCAUUUGGGGAGAGUCAAGUCGCCAUAUGUGAUGGAACCUUUAUUGUUCCAGAUAACUCCAAAUUCUCCUUCAAGUUGCACUGUUUAAUCAGAUAUAUGCUCGAACCAGACCAGGAGAAGAGACCUGACAUUUACCAAGUGUCCUAUUUUGCCUUCAAAUUAGCUGGAAAAGACUGUCCAGUGCCAAAUCUCUUCAACUCUCCCAUCCCGACGUCACUCCCUGAGCCUCUGACAGCCAGCGAGGUCGCUGCUAAGAAGAGCUUGACGAAAGCCAGGAUCACAGACUCUGUGGGCCCAACGGAAACAUCGAUAGCUCCCAGACAGCGGCCAAAGGCUGCAAACAGUAAUGUCCUGCCGCUCACUAACACUGUCACCCCUGUCAAGAUGACCGUGCCUUCAGCACCCGUCAGCAACGGCCAGAAAGCUCCCACUCCUGGCUCUGGGCAACCAUCCAUACAGUCUCAGCCUCAGCAACAGCCUCAGCCACAGGCCAGCAGUCAACAACACAGAGUCCUGCAGCAGCUACAACCUGGUGAUUUGCGUCUGCAGCAGCUACAACAGCAUCACCACCACCAGGCAGUGCAGCAACAACAUGCAAAUGCACAUCAACUCCAAUACCUCCAGUACCAACAGGCUGUGCAGCAGUCGCUUCAGCUUCAGCAGCAGCAGCAGCAACAGGCCAUGCUCCAGCAACAGCAGCAGCAACAGGCCAUGCUUCAGCAGCAGCAACAACAGGCCAUGCUCCAACAGCAGCAGCAGCAGCAGAUGAUGUAUCAGCAGCAGGUUGCUCAGGCUCAGUACGCCGCCAUGCUGCAACAGUACCAACAGGCUUUUGUCCAGCAACAACAGCAGCAUCAGCAACAUCAUCAACAACAUCCACAGCAGCAGCAGCAUCAUCCUGCUCAGCAGCCUCUCCCCUAUAUGUCUUCCCCUCUUGAGUUCCAAAUCCCUCUGGGUUCCUACAAUGCGACCACACCCACCACAGGAACUGGAGCUGGUACUUGCCAGAUGGGGGGGCCAUCUCCUGUAGAUCCCUCAUACACUAACCCCAGGAACCCUCUGCUGUCCACAGAUGGGGUCACCCCUCCUUUGCAGAGCUGCAGCAGUGCAGUCAGCAACCCUCCCGAUAUGUCAGGCUGGAACCCUUUCGGAGAGGACAACUUUUCUAAAUUGACCGAGGAGGAGCUGCUUGACCGGGAAUUUGACAUGCUCAGAGCAAAAAAGCCAGCGGAGAGGACAACGAGCGUGGAAACUGACCGACCGCCGCCUGCCGCAGCCAAGCCCCUUCCUCCAGAGGAUCUCUUCGGCUCAGUCCCAUUUGUGGCCAACGCAGGUACCAGUGCGCAGAAGGCCGAGCCGACCAGCAAGGAGGUCGGCGUUCCUGAACCUGCUGAGAGUCUGCAGCCGACCCACAAGGAGCACAAACCGAGCAGGAAGACCAACUGCAGGCCUGGCGACGAGUCCGACAGCGACUUCGAGUCUGACCCUCCUUCACCUAAGAGCAGCGAGGACGAAGAGCCGGAGGAAGAGGAGGCGUUGAACAGCGAGCAUGGUGAAGACACCGAGCCAGAGAAUUUUGGACAGAGGCCUUUGCUGAUGGACUCUGAGGAGGAGGGAGAGGAGGAUGAAGACAAACACAGCUCAGAUUCAGACUAUGAUGCCAGCAGGGUGAAGAACCGCUCAAAGAAACCUGCAGGAGCUAAAGGAGCGACUGCUGCCACCAGGAGUCCUCCUUCUGGGAUGGCUCUGAUCACGCCCCCAGAGUCCCCUGGUGGAGUGAGAGCUGUGGAGCCUGUGGAUGUUUUUGGUGCCGUGCCCUUUGUCGGAGGAGCUUCACCUGUGGAACCUCCAGAGGUCACCGAUAUCUUCACUAAAGCGCCUUUCAAGGUCGGCCAUGAGCAGCAGGCGGCAGACGAGUUUGACGUUUUUACCAAAGCGCCGUUCAGCCGGAACCUCUCGAGGUCGAGCAGGAGUGGCGGUGACGUCCCCAUGGGCCAAACGCCGCCAGUUUCUCCUGAGGGCAUCGAUGUUUUUGGCUUCUCUCCCUUCCAGCCAAGCCCCACCGCCCAACCUCCCACCACCUCCAGAAGUGCCGAAGACAUCUUCCGGACGCCCUUCGAGGAGUCGGCGAGUCCUCAGCAGCAGAGGCUGAAGCAGCGCAGCCUUCAGAAGCUGUCAUCCCGCCAGCGGAAGACCAAACAGGAAGCCACGGCUGGGGGCAGCAACGGCAAGCGGCACCACGGCACACCGACGGGAGGGCGCAAGACUAACAAGCCGACCUAUCGCACGCCCGAACGAGUCCGCAGACACAAGAAGGUCGGCCGCAGAGACUCGCAGAGCAGCAACGAGUUCCUCAGCACCUCUGACUCUAAGGAGAACAUCAGUGUGGAUAUAACGAUGGCCGAGGGAGCGUCUCUGCCGGUGGACGACGCCCUUUUAGACCCGUUUGGAGCCAAACCCUUCCACCCUCAGGACGGCGGCCGACACAGCCAGUACCAAGGCCUCAGCGACGGAAAAGGCGACAUCAGCACGGCCAACGGUAAGUCCUGGACGGGCUCUCUGCACGGAGAGAGCCGAAUCAUGGAUGACUUCGGGGCGGUGCCCUUCACAGAACUGGUCAUCCACAGUGGACCUCAGCAGCAGGCGGCGCCCUCACAGCCGCUGGACCUCGACCCCUUCGGAGCCGCACCUUUCCCCUCAAAGCAGUGACUCCACCUGCGUCUUCCCGCUCUGUCGGCUGCUUUCCUUUUCUUGGUUUGGGAUCAUUUUUAACCAACAAGCUAAAACUUUUUUCUAAGAGCGUUUUAAUACACCAGAGUCUGGAUAACAAACCCUGUGGAGUGCGAGUGGCGUUUCCACAUAUCCUUCAGCUGCACAUGUUUUUGAAAAGCCUUUAAUGCUGCAUCUGAACGCUGUUUGGAACCAAAAGAAAAAUGUGAUUCUGAGCUUCGCGUUCGACCGCUCGUCUUGCUGUGAAAAGCUCUCUCCGGCCCGCCUUCUGAUCUGCCGACAUGUUUUUGUUUUUAGCACCACGAAGCCUUACCUGAGCUCGGCUCUGCCUUGCUUCAUAGUACCUCGGAAACCACGACGCCGUCAGCCUCGCGCGUCUUUUGAAAUCAUUUGGGAGUUUUCCUGAACCUCUUAGUUCUGUCUUUAUUAGAUUCUUCUCUAUGCAUAAUGUCACAGUAGUCUUUAUGCAGCUAAAUGUGGGUGUGGUUUGUGAUGCAUUAGAAGGGAUUGAAUCUUGUUCUUCUUCUUGGAGCUCUUAAUUGGGUCAGGUUUAAAUUUAGGAUCUUAACUCUUUUUUUUCUAGCAGUAAGAACUCUAAUUGUUUUUUAUUUUUUUUAAGUAAGUUACAACUCAACAUUUCUCUGUUAGAAAUAAAACACACAAAGCCACGUUAGAGGACUAGUUUAGGAUUUAUGAGCCCUGCAGAAGCUGUACCGCUGUUUUCCCAGCAUUGUCACUGACCUCGGCAUUUUACGUCAUCGGGAAUUUCACCGUUGGUAAACUGAUAGGUUUGCAGGUUUAGUGUGAACAAGUCCCAUGAAAGAACUAAAGCCAGUCAAGUGUUUCAAGUAAUUUUCGCUCCAACCCCAAAGUUUGUAGCUGUUACAGGUGCAUGUGAGACUGGCUCACAUUAGCUGCUCUGUGAAGGUGCUUGUUGUACAUUUGUAUAUUUAAAAGUAGCGUAAAAGCUUUAAAAUUGACUAAAAAUGUCACCAGAAUGUGAAGAAAUAACUGCUAUGACAAAAAGGACUUUGUUGUGCAGAAGCGAUAUCAACUGAAGUUGAAUUAGAGCCGGGCUGUACUUUCAUGUAAUACCAAUCAGCACCACAAGAUGGUGCCGUGAGUCAAUGUACCAGAAUUAAAAUGUAAAAACCUCUUGAGAAAAUUGGGGGUAUGAAUUAAGAAGAAAGGGUGAAAUAACAGUGCGACUUCAGAUAAACCCGACUUGUUUCUCUUGGGUUUUCAUUUAACCCCGUCUGUGAGCGCAGCCCCACUCAAACCAGUUUUUACCAGUUUGAGAGCAGUAGUUUGGUGUUUGAACAGUACGGUUUUCCUUUCCAAGCUUUAAAUAAUUCAUAUUUAGAGGCGCUGCUUUAAAGCUCAUCUUUGUAGCCAGGAGGCAUAAAAAAAUUAGAAAACAGCACACGAUUAGUUUGUUUUUCAGGCUAGGAGUGGAACUUUUGGUUAUUUUGUAGCCGUUUGAUAAUUAAAACUGUCCUUUAUGUUUAAAGAAAUAAAAUCCCACAUAAAAAUCUUAACUGGUUAAAACAGUUUUCAUACAGUCCAUGUUUUUGUGCUGACUGAUUUAUGGUGCUGACCAACAAGUUAUUUUGCCUGCUUCACCAUCAUAUGUGGAUAAUUCCUGUAAAUGAGCUUAUGGAGUAGAUUUAACUAUAAAUACAGAAAGAAGAGUGGCAUGGAACUUUUUCCGCCUCCUUAAAAUAUCAGACUGCUCUUUUAAAAGCAAAAUUCCUCAUGGCGUUUUAUUAAGGACCCUACAGUAAUACAGGCCGGGGAGCAGAUUCAGACUGUGAGGGAAAAACGAUGCGUUGGAUGAUUCGAUGUUUGGUUCUGCAG
Molecule: messenger RNA, 6089 nt
Organism: Maylandia zebra (zebra mbuna)
Lineage: Eukaryota; Metazoa; Chordata; Actinopteri; Cichliformes; Cichlidae
Gene: bmp2k
Product: BMP2 inducible kinase
Biological process (GO): protein phosphorylation
Molecular function (GO): protein kinase activity; ATP binding
Source: RefSeq, a predicted model, not a curated record